Molecule: messenger RNA, 2806 nt
Organism: Punctularia strigosozonata HHB-11173 SS5
Lineage: Eukaryota; Fungi; Basidiomycota; Agaricomycetes; Corticiales; Punctulariaceae
Exons: 6
Coding region: 65-2686 (873 amino acids)
Biological process (GO): positive regulation of DNA-templated transcription
Cellular component (GO): Set1C/COMPASS complex
Source: RefSeq, a predicted model, not a curated record
CUUUCGCGCCGUCUCCCCCGAAUCCCCGCUAUCCCACAAGCGUUACGCUUCAGACACGAUAUCUAUGUCGGAUCCUGGACCCUCAAGACGAUUCUACAGGAGGGCCCCUUCAGAACAAUUCGAUCGAGAAGAGUCUAGUUCCCUGGGCAUGGUGACGCCAGAUUCGAGUCCGAUUCGUGCUCGCCUCAACUCUAGAAGGAUGGCUGCUACUCCGCCCCUGAUUCGAGAGACUUCGGUCUCCUCCGAUCGAACACCGGGUGGAAUAAAAACACCGCGGCUUGAAGGCUCUCAUGUGCGAAUCAAGCUCGAAGAGCCUGUUACGCCCCUAAACUCAACACAUAUGAUGUCUCCUCCCUUAUCCGCCCCUUCCCAGCAUUCUCGCUCUCAUUCCCAGUUGUCGUCUCCGUUCAUGGGCAAACAACUUCUGUUCGAACCGGGCUUGCAAGUUACGCCUCGCGUCGCCUCCUCGUCACCCGCGAGUGGCCGCCUGGCACACGUGGACGAUAUCUUUUCCACGCCAAUCGCGCAACAGUCAUCGACCUCGAUGGCGGCAAUUCCGGCUACUCCAGCGCACACUUUUCAAUACGCGCAGCCAGAGAUGGCACGUGUGUACAUGCAGAAGAUGGAAGAGGCCGCAGCGGAGCAGGCUGCUCGACGCGAACUUCAUCGACCCGAUUACCUGCGACGAAUGUCCCGCAAUGACGGCGCCGAGGGGCAGGCUGGCGUCGAUCACCGCCAUCCAAGAUAUGAGCUUGAUCCUGCGCUUCUCGCCAAUGCGAAUGCGGGCCCGUCUACUUUUCCCAGCGUGCCGGGUCUUGGAGUCACCGAAAGCCCAGUUAAGGGCCGGCGAAUCACGCUGUUCCAGGAAACAUCGGAGGAAAGCUUUGAGGAGAGUCUCCUCGCCGGUGGUUACGGCAAGUAUCGCACCAUCCCGCCCGAGCCCCAGUUUCAUAUCCCAAUCAGCCAAGAUCAACCGGAUCGAUCCACACCUGGAACGCCAGCGCAAGCAGGCGCAUACCAGGGACCUCUCCAUUGGUUACAUACAGCAUCUCCCGGUCCCAGCCCACAGACAAGCACGCCUGUCCCCGGCCCCUCGGCUUUACCCCAGGGACCGCCGACUGAUGAGGCUCCAUCAUCGCCUCGGGAUGCUCAGAAACGACGACGACUGGAAGCUUUCCGAGGCUCCUCACGCGCAUCAGGGCACAGUCUGCAUCCGGUGAAUGUAGAGGGCAUGGGCCGCAUUCUUAUGAACGUCACCAACGAUGAUGCGCCUGCAUCUACCGCUGCUGAAGAAUCUCCGGGAAAGAAGAGAUCUGGUCGUCGCAAGAAGCCAACAAAAGGCGCCGCUUCUAACGCUCCUACACCGAAACAUCCCUCACCCGUGCGGAGUUCAGAGGGCGAGGUUGAAGGACCCAAUUGGCUAGACUCCGAGUUUCCCUGGUGCUUGCGAAAUCAAGAGCGGGCGGAAGCGAUGAGGGCUGAAGAGGAACACAAGCUCAUGUGGAUCUCGAGGUUCCUGGAUCGCGAGAGCGAUUCGGACGAGGACGAAGAGCACGAGAUCCUCCCAAGUGCCACUUGGGGCGAGAUUUACGAGCCGGGCGAGCCGCCGAUGCCAGUACGGAUGGGUAGGGGGAAGAUGGUGCCCUUCCGCGCUGACUCCGCCGGGAAAGGCUCGGUGCAACAUAAAGCUUCCACUGUUCAGAGACCGAGGAGGGGCAUGUUCUUCCCGAGUGACCCCUCCGACGCUAGAGCAGCGUUGUUAUCCAAGAGGAGGGCCAGGGAGAUCAUCUAUAAGAAGCAGAAGCUGGAGAAGGGGUACAACGACGAUGACGGCUCCGGCUCCGAGUCAGAAGUGGUAUGCAUUUGUAGAGGCCGAGACGAUGGGAGGGGGAUGGUCAACUGUGAUGGUUGCAGGACAUGGUACCACUUGGAAUGUCUGGGGAUCGACGAUCCUGAGCAGCUAGGUGGCGAAGAUGACGCUUGGUACUGUGCCCAGUGCCAAGAAGACCGGAAGCCAGCACGCGGACCCGUAGGCGGUCGGAGCCCAAGUCCUCGUGGCGCGAGCCCCGCAGAGCCUAUGCUCGUGCCGACGGACGAGACGCCCAUGCGACCCAAGUUCCUCGACCCAUUGUUCGCACCAACGUAUUUCCAGGCGUCGCCUUCAGCUGCAUGGUCGGCUCAAGUUCCUUCUACUCCGGUUCGCGGAGAAGGCCAUCGUUCCUCUGAGCCGUCGACUCGCACCAGUUUCGGCAGCUCUUCGUCCCGACUCACGGCUGCACCCUCAACCCCGCAAACCUCACAUACCCUCCGUGCGGGCAGUACCCCAGCGUUUCCCGACGUUUAUUCGCGGGAAGACUUCGAUCCUUUCUCGACUCCAUCGCGCGGGAUGAAGUUGAGCAGCGGACCGUUCACCACCCCUAGGCCAAGCUGGUCAGUACGCGCGUCGGCCAACGGCCUGUUCCAGACGCCUUCAAGGCCUUUGGAGCCCUCAAGCUCGAUGAGGUUCCCCUCUCCGCCUUUCGGGGCUCAUCAUGACUACCGUGAUUCGUCAGUCAGACAGUCUGAAGACCGGACGAAGCUUGCGAUGCAUCGAACCCUUCCUGCACGUGCCCUCUGGGAUCCGGAGUCGCCCUCCCCUGCGGCGAGGAGGGUAGACCGUCCAGAGAUUGUGAUACAUGACCCAUGAAGCUCGACGUACUGAUACAAUGUUGCUAUCUGCUAUGUAGUGUUCAUCCCCUGCAGGAUAUAAAGGCCCCGAUGUAUGUGCCGAUGUGAUAUGCUAACAGUAGUUACCCGAUCCUUUCAU